CUGCACGCUUAUAUUUCCAUCGCCGCCCAGUUUGCUCGAGUGGAUACUCGUGCCUUCGCCAUCAUCGCGCACCAAGCAGCUUGAAACUUGAGGGUCCCUGAGAGCAAUCGCAAUGGCUUUUUAAACGCUGCCUCGCCCAAGAUGCAAAGAAGCCAGCACUAUCACCAGCCCCCAAGAGCUACACAGCAGCAGUAUACAGCACUCCCAGCGUGCAGCAGCCUCCAAUCCAGCCCACACAGAGCCUCGUGCCAGCAGAUAUCAUGUCGCGACUGCUCUCGGAGCUCUCCGUGUCUAGUUCAGCACCGACGCCGUCUCCGAGCAUGGCCCCAGCCUUUGCCCCUGGACCUGCACCACCCUCAUCCCAGGGCGGUCUCACCGUGGAGAUUCUUUUAGCCAUUGCUGUGGCCAGCUUCUUGCUGGUCGCGAUGUUUGUGGGAAUUGCACGAUUUAUGUUCCUGCACCUGAACAACUUCGAGGCCCGCGCCACUGAGAGGGCAGCAGCAGAGGCGGCAGCAGAGGCGGCAGCUUCCGCUGAGAAGGAAGCUGGCGGCGCCAGGAAGCACCUGCAGCGAGUCACCCCUGUCAUUGUCAUCCAGCCUGGCCAGGAGAUUCUGUACGGGCUGAAGGAGCGCCCCACCGCCGGAGAGGGCUGCCCAGAGGUCCACAUCAGCGUUGACUCAUCAGCGCCACCUCAGCACCCAUCACAGGCCCCAAAGACCCCCAAGGGUGCCUACAAAGUCAGGACAUUCUAUGUGGUGAACAUUCCGGACCUUUCACAGCCUUCCUGCCCAACGGACAUAGAUGCUGGGGAGGUGCUAAAGAAGAUCCAGGUGGCAAAGGAGCAUGUGCGCGCACAUAACUUUGUAUAGAACCCCUACGCAGACAUAAGAUGUGUCUUGAUUUGAUAACGCCUUCAUAUCUGCAAUAUGGCCUGGGAGUCAGGUUUUAUGUCAACAGUUCAAGUGUUUGGAUUUUUUGUCGAUAGGUCAUGUGUCAUUUGAAGACCUGUACAGAUCAAGCUGCGCAGCAUGCCAUGGAGCUUCCUAUGGUUUUGGUGGGACCUUCCAUUUUUAAAGGAAUGCAUGCGUGCUCGCUAAUGCAUGAAAACUAGGUAAUGGACAAUUUGGC
Molecule: messenger RNA, 1128 nt
Organism: Coccomyxa subellipsoidea C-169
Lineage: Eukaryota; Viridiplantae; Chlorophyta; Trebouxiophyceae; Coccomyxaceae
Exons: 5
Coding region: 261-869 (202 amino acids)
Source: RefSeq, a predicted model, not a curated record